Sphenostylis stenocarpa is the source of this 192-nucleotide messenger RNA. The record is from the annotation of a GenBank genome assembly. Lineage: Eukaryota; Viridiplantae; Streptophyta; Magnoliopsida; Fabales; Fabaceae.
AUGGCGCCAAAUUUAGGGACAGGGAUAGAGGAUCACCAAACGGAUUCAACAGGUUCUUUGACUGGUAUUAACUUCGAUACUGCAUAUUUGGCAGAAAAUGUUGAUACUCGAUUUAGAGGAUGGAGUGAGCAUGAGCGUGUAAUUUUGAUGCGAGUUAUUAUUUACAUUGUGGCUGAAAUUUGUGCAAGAUGA